GCGCGACGCCAUUGCCCGUCUUCCCUCUCCCCGUCGUCCUCUUCUUCCCUGCAAUUGCGCAUUCGCUCCCCUCCCCCAACAAACCCCCCUCUCCCUCUCCCCUCGCAUCGCAUCCCUGGAAGUCAGGAAGGAAACCCGUUGCCGACACGACCCCGGCGUGCGAGCGCCACGGAAAUCAUCCGGCUCCCUCCCCCACGUCCGCCGGCGGCGGCGGCCGAGCAACGGUGAUGGCUCCUAACAUGGAGACGUAUACUACAGAUGACGCACUUACCAUGAUGGGGUUUGGGAAAUUCCAAGCGCUUGUUCUGUUCUACGCUGGGAUGGGCUGGGUCGCAGAAGCCAUGGAGCUCAUGCUCUUGUCGUUUCUUGGUCCGUUCAUUCGAGAGGAAUGGAACGUCUCCCCGGAGAACGAGAGCCUCCUUUCAAGUGUUGUCUUUGCUGGCAUGCUGUUAGGUGCAUGUGCUUGGGGCUUUGUUUCCGACAAAUAUGGACGGAGGACUGGUUUAAUCUUUUCAACUCUGUUUACUAGUGGAAUGGGUUUUCUAAGUGCUUUAUCUCCUAACUACUUAUGCUUGGUGGCUCUUCGGUUUCUCGUUGGAGUAGGAGUGGGUGGCAGCCAUGUGUUUAUAUCUUGGUUUUUGGAAUUUGUUCCUGCACAAAAUCGUGGCACUUGGAUGGUUAUUUUUUCCCUUUUCUGGACUCUCGGCACAAUCUUGGAAGCUUCACUUGCAUGGGUUGUAUUACCAGCAUUGAAUUGGAGGUGGCUGCUAGUAUUCACCGCCCUUCCAUGCUUCCUCUUGCUUCCUUUCUUUGGACUAACACCUGAGUCUCCGCGCUACCUUUGUGCACAAAAUAGAAUGUCUGAUGCCACUGCUGUCCUGGAGAGAAUGGCCAAUGCAAACCAAUCAGCUCUUCCUCCAGGAAUUCUCACAUACAAUAGACAAACAAAAUUUGAUGACGACGCUCUUGCUUCUGAGAGUGAAUGUCUUCUUCCUGUCAGAGAGAAGGAAUGCACAGUUGACAAUGCCAAGAGCUCCGAAUCUGGCUGUCUUGCUUCAUUGCGCAUACUAUUAUCACGCAAACUGCUCAGAUCAACUCUUCUUCUUUGGUUUGUUUUCUAUGCAAAUUCCUUUGCUUAUUACGGGUUAGUAUUGCUGACAUCACAGUUGAGUGAUGCAAAUAAAAACUGUGCAUCUGGUGUAAAUGUUGGUCUGCACCAAAAGGUUACCAAUCUUUACAAAGACACUUUCAUCACUAGUUUAGCAGAAAUCCCAGGUUUAUUUUUGUCUGCUGUUCUUGUUGAUUGGUUUGGUCGAAAAGCUUCGAUGUGGUCUAUGAUGUUUGCAUGCUGUGCUUUCCUUGGACCACUUGUACUUCAACAGAAUGAGCUGUUGACAACUAUUCUUCUAUUUGGUGCCCGUGCGUGUGCCAUGGGGAGCUUUACAGUUUUGUGUCUUUAUGCUCCAGAGGUAUAUCCAACAGUUGUCCGCUCAACCGGUGCAGGAAUUGCAACCGCCGUUGGUAGAAUUGGUGGGGUUGUUUGCCCUCUUGUUGCUGUCGCUAUGCUGCGGAGCUGCCACCAGAUGGAAGCACUCAUUGUGUUUGAGGUGAUAUUAUGCCUUGCUGCAGUUGCCUGCAUAUUCUUCCCUGUAGAGACCAAGGGCCGUGGAAUGGAUUGAUUUUGUAGUAUCAGACUUUGGCAUUCAGAUGAGCUUGUAGUUCAUCACUGUUCAAAAUUUCUACCAUCAUUAUGUGUACAGAGAAUACACAUGUAACAUGAUGUUUGAUGUGUAUAACGAGCUGGAUAGUUCUUCAAAAUAUACGCAUGACUUUCCAAAUUUGUUAGAUACUUCCCUGUGGAUUUUGUACUAUCAAAACAUUGAAAGGCAGGUCUACGAACCGAGUUAUAUUUCUGCUAUCA
Molecule: messenger RNA, 1921 nt
Organism: Sorghum bicolor (sorghum)
Lineage: Eukaryota; Viridiplantae; Streptophyta; Magnoliopsida; Poales; Poaceae
Product: organic cation/carnitine transporter 7
Exons: 6
Coding region: 228-1679 (483 amino acids)
Biological process (GO): transmembrane transport
Cellular component (GO): membrane
Molecular function (GO): transmembrane transporter activity
Source: RefSeq, a predicted model, not a curated record